Messenger RNA from Prunus armeniaca (apricot), 1155 nucleotides. NCBI's taxonomy places the organism in Eukaryota, Viridiplantae, Streptophyta, Magnoliopsida, Rosales, Rosaceae. The record is from the annotation of a GenBank genome assembly.
AUGGUCACUGUACAUCGUAGUGGGGUUGGUAAAAAAUCAAAUGACAGUGCCAGGCUAAUUUUCACUACGACAUUGGGAGCUGUCUUUGGAUUUUUCAUUGGCGUAUCAUUACCGGCAGUUUCUCUAACCAAGAUUAGGUUUCCGUCAAGCAUUAUAACAUCUCUUGAUGUAGCAUUCACCGAAUUACGUAGACCUAAUCCUCCUCCUUCAAACAGAAGUCUUGAAGAUGAAGGAUCAGAGGGUGUCCCUAAGAUAUAUGUUCCAACAAACCCUCGUGGUGCGGAAACACUACCUCCUGGAAUUAUUGUUCCACAAUCUGAUCUUUAUCUGCGUAGAUUAUGGGGUGAACCCAGUGCGGAUCUGAAAACAAUUCCUAAGUACUUGGUAUCAUUUACAGUUGGUAUUAAUCAGAAAAAAAAUAUUGAUGCAGCAGUAAAAAAGUUCUCUGAGAACUUCGCAAUCUUGCUUUUUCACUAUGAUGGUCGGACUAGUGAAUGGGAUGAGUUUGAGUGGUCAAAGAGGGCAAUUCAUGUUAGUGUGAAGAGACAAGCAAAAUGGUGGUAUGCAAAAAGGUUUUUGCAUCCUGAUAUUGUAGCAGCUUAUGAAUAUAUUUUCAUUUGGGAUGAAGAUUUGGGAGUUGAGCACUUCGAUGGAGAGAAGUAUAUUCAGUUGGUCAAGAAAUAUGGUUUGGAGAUCUCUCAACCUGGUCUUGAGCCCAAUAAUGGACUGACAUGGGAGAUGACAAAGAGGAGAGGUGACAGAGAAGCUCACAAGGAUACAGAAGAAAAACCAGGCUGGUGUAGUGACCCACAUCUCCCUCCAUGUGCUGCAUUUGUGGAAAUAAUGGCCCCGGUUUUUUCUCGGGAAGCUUGGCGGUGUGCAUGGCAUUUGAUUCAGAAUGAUUUAGUGCAUGGAUGGGGAUUGGAUUUUGCUCUCAGAAGAUGUGUAGAGCCUGCACAUGAAAAGAUUGGUGUAGUUGAUUCACAGUGGAUUGUUCACCAAGUAAUUCCUUCUCUUGGGAGCCAGGGAGAUCCUGAGGAUGGAAAAGCUCCAUGGGAAGGGGUAAGAACACGGUGCAAAAAUGAGUGGGCUGAAUUCCAGGCUCGCCUCCUUGGCGCAGACCAGGCAUACCUUUCUCAGAGAGGAAGGGGGUAA